GAGAGGGUGGGUGCCAGAAGCACGGGUGCAGAGCCUCUUAUUGAUUCGUCGUCGUUCGCAGUUGUUCUAUGUCACCUAAGAUUGAGUUACGGUUCCCGGAUGGUCCACCACAAGCGCAUCCUGGCUCGUUCAAACAGAAUGGUAUGGAUUCCCAGCGUCGCCCUUCGGAAAAGAAUGGCGCCCCCUAUUUCCAUGAUCCCGACCCUUUAAUAGAAGAGGUUCUAAAUGAGGGCUAUGAGCAAGAGAUGGCAGCUGUAGCAUCCACAAUGGCUCCUGUUCAUUCCUCCACCAUUAAUGUGAUUGUACAAAAAUGCUUAUGUAGGCCAAAGCAACAUCUAGAAAAUGCUAGUUUGAAGCGAGAAAGAAACUUGUUGGUGGCAUUGAGCACGGUUCCCUACUGCAAUGCAUCAGCUUCACAAUGGGCCUUGCUUCGUGGUUUUUAUACUGCAGCGGCGACGUUUGCCCUUGAGGAACCAGCUCUGGCCUCAGAGUGCCCUCGGAAGGGGAACCACUGGCAGAUUGUUGGCUUUCAAGGCUGCGAUCCAGCGACAGACUUUCGUGGCACAGGUAUUCUCAGUCUCAUUCAGCUGUAUAACCUAGUACAAACGCUACCUGAAAGUAAGCUGGCUGCUGUCGUCCAGCUUUCUCGAAACGAACCUCAUGACUUCCCCUUUGCUGUUGUGGGAAUAAACAUCACAGCCCUGUUAGUAACUCGACUACGUAAUGGCGAGCUCAUCGAGUCUGCUCUUUUAUGUGGAGGAUAUCUCAAAGCCCUUAAUAGACUUUACCAGUCAUGUAUUAUUUUAUUUUGUAAACAAUGGAAAGAGGAGAACUGCACAGUGAAAGAUUGUCAACAUAUACUCAAUAAAAUCGACACUUUACUGCGGCAGUCUCAAAAAUCGCUGCUGAACUCUUAAUUGAUGGUGCUACUGGAAUAAAAUUCUAUGUA
This is a messenger RNA of Cylicocyclus nassatus, 949 nucleotides long. Lineage: Eukaryota; Metazoa; Nematoda; Chromadorea; Rhabditida; Strongylidae. The record is from the annotation of a GenBank genome assembly.